CUUUGGACUGGGCGGUGCCAUGGCGCUGUUAGCCGCUCACGCCUCCCUCGGCAGCGACCCCUUCGUCAUGCCACCAGACCGCCGCCGUCUAUCGAACGAUCAGCUGCGGUUUGAGGCACGCACCAACAGUGACCACUUAGCCACACUGAAUGUUUAUCAGAUUCGGAAUAUCCUUAUCGGUCUUGACUUUCCCGAGUCGGCUCUCUCCGACAAACCGAUCAAUUUCAACACUAACUGUUGCCCAGAGCAUGCCUAUAUUGGGGCCCUACUGACUUCCGGACUCUACCCAAACAUUGCGUAUCAUUCUGAGGGCAGACGACUCUUCACUGCUGAAGGAAAGUUUGCGCUGGUUCACAAGGCCUCUGUCAACUGUCGGAAGAAUGCAACUUUUGUCUUCCCCUUGUUCACCUUCACAGAAAAGGCAAGUCCGAUCAGACAUCCCAACUCUACGGUCUUUGUGCCCUCCGCUGGCUUCAUACGGACACAAGCGGUUAGUUGCAAAACUCUCAUGAUGAUUUCGCCCGUUCAAGUGCUUCUUUUUGGUUGUCGCCGUGCUGUCUGGCGUUUAAAGGGAGCCAGCGACGAGGAAGGCUUCAUUCUUCUUGACGACUGGAUGCCCUUCAAGAUGCGCUACGCCACAGCUGCACGUCUGUUUGCUCUUAGACCGGCUCUGGAAGCUCUCCUCGUUCGUGUUUGCCUGAGGCCCCAGCUUCUAGAAGAGCUCACAGAGGUAGAUGCCGAGUUAGUUGAAGUCACCAAAGAGCUCUGUACUUUGGCCGUCUAUAAGGGCGAGAUCGGCGAGCGCUAUCGUCACGGUCUCACUCAGCCUGGCACGUCACGUCACUUUCCCGCCGACCACCGCCACCCGCUUUUGUAUGCGCGCACUCGACGUGUUGGGCCGGAGAUGGACACGGCAACCUUUAACCGAUACGAUGUUGGCCAGUCCUCUCGUUACCAGGACAAUUACCGACAACCACCCGGCUAUUCUCGAGGUGGUAGCUGCCCCCAAUGGCCGUAUCCUCCUCGUCCCGGGCCGUACUACGCCCCACGUCAGCCCAACUACGGUUAUCAGCGACCUCAGAUGGACUAUUACCAGCCGCGUCCC
Molecule: messenger RNA, 1105 nt
Organism: Dibothriocephalus latus
Lineage: Eukaryota; Metazoa; Platyhelminthes; Cestoda; Diphyllobothriidea; Diphyllobothriidae
Source: the annotation of a GenBank genome assembly